Molecule: messenger RNA, 1744 nt
Organism: Chironomus riparius
Lineage: Eukaryota; Metazoa; Arthropoda; Insecta; Diptera; Chironomidae
Source: the annotation of a GenBank genome assembly
UGAUGAUUCAAGGUCUUCAGGACACAAUAAACUUAUUUUUGGCUACACGUAGACACACACGGGGCAGACGUUUUAGCAUAUUCUCCGGCAUGUGACAGUUUUGUGUGAGCAAUAAAUUGCAAUUUUAAAAGAACCAGUGAAGUUGUUUAUUUUAUACAAAGAUCCAGAAAGUUACAAGACAUUUUGCAUACCUAAACAGAAUAUACAUUAUUAGAAACUUAAUCUAUAAAUUGUGAUGAGUGUACGUGGCUUAUAAAUUUUCGUGCAAUAAAGAUGUGGAAACGUGAGAAGUCGUCAAAGUUAAACGGUAGUUCAGCAGAAACUAUGGAAACGGGAAAGUCUGACGUAACUGGCAAGGAUAAAGCUCAAGUGGCAUCAACAAAGACACAUCCAACAGUUUAUAUCGUCUUUUUCUCACUCUUACUUGACCUCCUCGCAUUUACGAUGAUUUUGCCAUUGCUGCCGUCAUUACUAGAACAUUAUAGAGUUAAUGAUAAGGAUGGACUUUAUACGACAUUAUCAAAUAGUAUAAGCUAUUUUACGCAACUUGUUGGCGCACCUGACAAGUAUACAUCAGUUCUGUUUGGCGGAUUUCUUGGUUCUAUGUUCAGCUUACUCCAAUUCAUCAUAAGUCCAUUGGCAGGUGGAUUAUCAGAUUAUUAUGGACGUAAACCAAUUCUCCUUGUCACUCUGUUUGGAAUAAUUGGAUCGUAUGGAUUGUGGGCAGUAUCAAGUAAUUUUGGACUGUUUGUUUUGGCACGUUUUGUUGGUGGAUUGAGUAAAGGAAAUAUCAGUUUAAGUAUGGCAAUUAUAACAGAUGUCUCGAGCAAGGAAAAUCGUGGCAAAGGAAUGGCACUUGUUGGCAUUGCAUUCAGUUUAGGAUUCAUUGUUGGACCAAUAAUCGGUGCUGUAUUUUCACGAUUUGCUGAUAAAUCAUCGACAGACUGGUUUGCAUAUCCUGCACUUUUUGCAAUGUGCUUAGCAACGCUCGAUGCACUUUUCGUCAUGUUUUGCUUAAAGGAAUCAUUGCCAGUGGAGAAGCGUGCAAAAACUGUUAUCAACUCCGUUUCACAGGCACUUGAACACAUCAGCAUUCCAUCAUUGUUCCGCUUUGAUGCUGUCAAGAACCUAUCCAAGGCUGAUGUUGCAUCAUUGAAACAACUUGGAUUCAUUUAUUUCGUUUAUCUGUUCAUAUAUUCGGGACUUGAAUUUACUGUUACAUUCCUUAUGUUCCAUAAAUUUGGAUAUAAUUCUAUGGAUCAAGCUAAAAUGUUUUUAACAACUGGUGUGAUAAUGACAAUACUUCAAGGUGGAGUUGUAAGGAGAAUAAAAUUAGAACGUACUAAACAAGCUGCCGUUUUCGGUUUAAUACUCAUUAUUCCAUCGUACGUAAUCGUUGGAUUAAGUGAAAAUAGUUUUUGGCUCUAUGUCGGAAUGAUUCUUUAUGCAAUCUCAACCGCCUUCGUCGUGACUUGCAUGACAACGCUUACAUCAAAAUAUGGAAACUUCGAUCAGAAAGGCACAGUUUUGGGAAUCUUUAGAUCUCUUGGAGCUCUCGCUAGGGCAUUUGGUCCAAUCAUUUCGUCGACAGCUUUUUGGUCGAUUGGCUCAACAACGACAUACCUUAUUGGUGGACUUUUACUAGUGCAUCCAACCAUUAAUUUAUACAAAUUAAAAUUAUCAUAAAGACAACUUUUGUGACAUCUACGAACAAAUAUUAACAUCAAAGAUGUUAAUCGCAACU